AUGGAGAACUCGUCCAUCCUCUUCUUCACCAACUGCGAACUGGGCCAAGCAAGUAUCAUCCUGGCCGUAGCCCACGAGUUCCUCCUUCGCCCGUCCUACAGCGUCCACAUCGCAUCCUUUCCCAGUCUCGCCCCAGACGUCGACAUCCUCAACGAGCGAGCCAAGAUGCUCGCCUCGGCCACCACCACCGCUACCUUUCACCCAAUCAACGGUCCAUCCAUGGUCGACGUGUAUAGCCAUACUCCCGUCUUCCUGGACCAUUUCGACUAUCAUCAGAUCGGGUUUCGCGGGGCCAGCCAGGCGUUCAAUCAAUUUAUCCCGAUGCUGAUGAACCCGUGGGAUGGUUCUCAGUUCGUCGCUAUCUAUCGCGACUGCGUAGAUAUCAUCAAGAAGGUUCGGCCCGCCAUGGUCGUCCUCGACCCCCUGUUCGUCAUCGGUCUGGACGCAUGUCGCGUGUUGCGGUGGCCGCACGUCGUGCUGAGCCCGAAUACCGCGAAGGAUCUGGCUCCUCAGCCGUGGCUGGCGAAUCUGUGGAAAUACCCAGUUCUCUGCUCGGGAUACCCCUACCCCGUACCCUGGUACCUAAUCCCGCUCAACAUCUUCCUCACCAUCAAGAUCGCCCUGAUCAUCAUGGGCAACCAGCGCGUCCGCAAGCUGCGCGAUUAUCGAAACAAGCACGGCAUCCCCGGCCCAAACCCCCUCUUCGCCAGCCCCCCGGGUGACAAAACCCCCUAUCUCCUGGUCACCACCCCCGCCGCGGACUUCCCCUGCUUCGUCCCGCAGAACUUCACCCUCUGCGGGCCCAUCGUGCGUCCGUGUGCCCCCAUCGCGCAGGAGAGUCCGCAGCUCGCGGCGUGGCUGUCCCUGCGUCCCACCGUCCUGGUCAACAUGGGAUCCCACGUGACGUGCAGUCCGGAGCAGGAACGCCAGUUCGCCGAGGGAUUCCGCAUGCUGCUGGACAAGCGGAGGGACGUGCAGAUCCUGUGGAAGUUGAAGCGGCGGGGAGAGCGUCAGGAGUCGGCGCUGGAUUGUCUGAGGGAGGCGAUUGAGGGGAAUCGCGUGCGGAUCGAGUCGUGGUUGAGCGUGGAGCCGAUCUGCGUGCUGCUGAGUGGUCAGGUCAAAUGCAUGAUUCAUCAUGGGGGGUCGAACUCGUAUCAUGAGGCUGUGAGGGCUGGGGUUCCUCAAAUCGUCCUGCCUACGUGGUUCGACACCUACGACUUUGCGCAUCGUGCGGAGUUCCGGGGUAUUGGAGUCUGGGGCAAUCGCAAUACUGCUCCAGCCGUGAAGGGAGUGGACCUGGGGAAAGCGCUGAUUCGCGUGCUGGCGAGCGAGGAGUCCAUCGGCAUGGCAGAUCGAGCCAAGAAAGUGGUGACGCAGCUGGAGGGAGAGGGCCGCACGAUUGCCUGCGAGAAGAUUGUUGAUUUGAUUCGAAGCCAGAAAGACGAGAAUAAGUCCAGUGUCUCGCUGACCAGGCAGUGA
Molecule: messenger RNA, 1479 nt
Organism: Aspergillus steynii IBT 23096
Lineage: Eukaryota; Fungi; Ascomycota; Eurotiomycetes; Eurotiales; Aspergillaceae
Product: glycosyltransferase family 1 protein
Exons: 3
Coding region: 1-1479 (492 amino acids)
Molecular function (GO): UDP-glycosyltransferase activity
Source: RefSeq, a predicted model, not a curated record